Messenger RNA from Punica granatum (pomegranate), 2600 nucleotides. NCBI's taxonomy places the organism in Eukaryota, Viridiplantae, Streptophyta, Magnoliopsida, Myrtales, Lythraceae. The record is from RefSeq and is a predicted model, not a curated record.
UCUACCAAUCCUUCUCUCAUUCAAACCCUUCACUGCAAUUCCUUCGGUUCCUUAACUGUAAGUAAAAGAUAAAAAUCUCUCCUUUUUCUUUUUCUUUUUUUUUUGUUUUCCAUUUGAUUGUUUAUAUAUAUAGAUAGAUAUAGACAUAUAGCCUUUGUAGUCUUGGAUUAGUUCUUCAAGAGUUCACAUAGCUUCAAUUCAAUCUGUCUGUUUAGUCUCAUUUUUUAAGAUCAGCACAGCUGUCUGUAUACAUAAGUUCGUGCUUCCCGCUGUUGGGUUGCUCCAAAAUUACUGGAAAAAUGAGCAGUAGCAGUUCGAUUGGAAUUUGUACCAUGAAACCCAGCUGUAGAAUCCUCAUUAGCUAUAAGGGUUCCUCGAUCUUUGGGGUUUCGCCCCAUAGGACUAACCCGUCCGUUGCUCGCAAUUUGUCGAAAUCUCAGUUCAAGUCCAUUUACUGCCGGAGCUAUAGCAGCUCGCAGAUUUUAGGCCAUAAGGGUUCGGUUGGUCCGAGUCGGAGGGCUUUUUGUGUCUCCGAUCAGGGCUGGAGCCAAUAUGGGAGCAUUUCUAGCAUUUGUUGUGUACAUAAUCUAAAGGGUAGCAAAAGGGGUAUUUUAGUAAUUCCCCGAAUAGCUUCGGACACUAGGAACCAGUCGACCUCAGUCGGAGCUCAUGUUAAUGAGAAGGGCUUUGAGAGGAUUUACGUUCAGGGUGGGCUGAAUGUGAAGCCCCUCGUGAUCGAGAGAAUAGAGACUGGUCUUGGUGUGGUCGAAGAAAGGGAGGAUAGAGUAGAGGACGACAAUUUAAGUGUGCAUACAGAAAGUUUUACGGGUUUGAAUGAGAGGAAGGAUGAGAGAGAAUUGUCAGAAAUUGAAAAGGAGGCAUGGAAGUUGCUCCGGUCCGCGGUUGUGAACUACUGUGGGGCCCCUGUAGGAACCGUUGCAGCCAAUGAUCCUGCAGACAAGCAGCCUCUCAACUAUGAUCAGGUCUUUAUUCGGGAUUUCAUCCCUUCAGCCCUCGCAUUCUUGCUCAAGGGAGAAGGCGAGAUCGUUAAGAACUUUCUUCUCCACACUUUGCAGUUGCAGAGUUGGGAGAAGACAGUUGAUUGUCACAGCCCUGGGCAAGGGCUCAUGCCUGCAAGCUUCAAAGUUCGGAGUGUCCCUCUUGAUGGGAGCGAUGGAGCGUUUGAGGAAGUUCUUGAUCCUGACUUUGGUGAAUCUGCCAUUGGCCGUGUUGCCCCUGUUGAUUCCGGGCUGUGGUGGAUUAUUCUGUUGAGAGCUUACGGGAAGCUAACAGGCGAUUACUCAUUGCAAGAAAGAGUCGAUGUCCAAACGGGCAUGAGGCUGAUCCUCAAUCUGUGCUUGAGUGAUGGGUUUGACAUGUUCCCUUCAUUGCUUGUAACCGAUGGUUCCUGCAUGAUUGACCGGAGGAUGGGAAUACAUGGACACCCUCUUGAAAUUCAAGCCUUGUUCUUCUCUGCUCUACGCUGUUCCAGGGAGAUGCUCAUUGUGAAUGACGGAACCAAGAAGCUGGCAGCAGCCAUUAACAACCGACUCAGCGCCCUCUCAUUCCACAUAAGGGAAUACUACUGGGUCGACAUGUCAAAGAUUAAUGAGAUCUACCGUUAUAAGACAGAGGAGUACUCAACGAACGCCAUCAACAAAUUCAACAUCUACCCUGACCAGAUCCCGUCGUGGCUUAUGGACUGGAUUCCUGAGACAGGAGGAUACCUCAUUGGUAAUCUCCAGCCCGCCCACAUGGACUUCCGUUUCUUCACGCUUGGGAACCUGUGGGCGAUAGUCUCAUCUCUAGGGACCCAACAGCAGAAUGAGGGGAUCUUGAGCUUGAUUGAGAAAAAAUGGGAUGAUCUUGUGGGUCAUAUGCCCAUGAAGAUUUGUUACCCUGCUCUGGAGUCCGAGGAAUGGAGAAUAAUUACUGGCAGCGAUCCCAAGAACACUCCCCUUUUUUUCUUUUGCAGCCCAUGGUCAUACCACAAUGGAGGCUCUUGGCCAACUCUCCUGUGGCAGUUCACGCUUGCUUGCAUAAAGAUGGGGAAGCCUGAUCUUGCACGGAGAGCUGUAGAUUUGGCCGAGGAGAGGAUAUCAGCUGAUCAAUGGCCCGAAUACUACGACACAAGGAGCGGGAGGUUCAUUGGGAAGCAGGCAAGACUGUUCCAGACUUGGACAAUUGCUGGUUACCUGACCUCAAAGAUGCUCCUUGAGAAGCCUGAAAUGGCUUCCCAGUUAUUCUGGGAAGAAGACUACGAGCUCCUUGAGAUGUGCGUCUGUGCCCUUAAUAAAUCUGGCCGAAAGAAGUGCUCGCGAUCUAGUUCAAGGUCUUGAACUGCAGUCUGAAGCAGUCAAAGACUUUACAGAGGUCAUUGACAUUUCUCGAGAAAUAACUGUAUGUUAGACCAGUGAUAAGCGUAAUCUAUGAUUGAUGUGGAUUACAUAGUAGGACUAGGAGUUUUUCAAUUUGUCGACUAAUCUGAUUCGGGUUACCAUGGUGAUUGGUUGAUCAAUUGGCAACUGUCUGCAAUUGCUUGUAUACUGUUGCUAAUUUCGCGGCAAUUCACAUCUUAUGAUGAAUUCAACUUCCAACUC